AUGUGGGAGAGCCCAAAGGCCUCCCCUGGAAUUAAUAACUACUGGCCUAGCCUACAAAGACCUUCUGUCGCCGACUUCCGCGACUCCGUAGCAACAUGCCAGGAUCGAGAGCUUUGGGAAGCGUGCAGAUCGGGCAAUCUAAACCGAGUUCGUGAGCUCAUUUCGAUUCAUGGGAAUUCUAUCAACGCUCGCGAUGCAGACGGACGUCGAUCUACUCCCUUGCACUUUGCUGCUGGUUUCGGUCGGAAGGAAGUUGUCGAGUAUCUGCUCGAAACAGGCGGAGACGUAGGCGCCACUGACGAGGGAGGACUCAUCUCGCUCCACAAUGCUUGCUCCUUUGGCCACGCGGAUGUUGUUCGCAUGCUCAUUGAAGCUAAGUCCGACGUGAAUACGCAAGACCGUUGGGGCUGGACUUCUCUUCACGAAGCCGCCAUCAAAGGAAAAGCGGAUGUGUGCAUCUUACUUCUUCAAGCCGGUGCCGAUUGGAAUGUUAGUAACUCUGAUGGUAAAAUGCCAUUGGAAGUUGCUGAAGGCCCCGCUCGUCUUGUUCUCAAAGACGGGCGAAAAUCGUCUCCGCUUCACCUUGCUGCUGGUUAUAAUCGCGUGCGGAUCGUUGAAAUAUUGCUCAAGCAGUCUUGCUUCACUGGUCGCCAUUGGCCGAUGGCCGAUGUUCUCGCCAAGGAUAAAGGUGGACUGGUGCCCCUCCACAAUGCAUGUAGUUAUGGGCACAUAGACGUCGUCAAUAUUCUUCUCAAGGCAGGAGCUGACCCGAAUACAUGUGAUCUGUGGCAGUUUACUCCCCUCCACGAGGCUUCGAACAAAGGACGCCACGAGGUUUGUUCGCUACUGAUAGCUUACGGUGCUGACCCCCACCUCAACAACUGCCACGGAAAGAAUUCGAUCGAGUGCGCCGCCUCCAAAGAACUAGCCGACAAAAUCUUACGAGAGUACAGCUUCAUCGAGCUAAUUGACGCGUGUAAGCAAGGCAAUAUAAGUCGCAUGAAGAAGCUGCUUACACCUGAGCUUAUAAAUUUCGCGCACAUAGUAAGUGGCGAGACCCCUUUGAUGAUCGCUGUCACUUGUCCCUUUGCAAAACGUCGCCAAGUGGUAGAAAGUCUUUUGAAGAAGGGAGCUGGAGUUCAAAUUCAAAGCAAAGACGGCUCCACCGCGCUUCAUUAUGCAGCGACUUUUGGACACAUUGAUGCCGCCGAGUUGCUAGUCAGGCACAACGCGCAAAUGUCGAUAAAAGAUUGUGUCGGUGACACACCACUCCAUCGUGCCGUGAAGCACCAGCACGCUGGAAUCUACCACUUAUUCAUUUCGAACGGAGGCGACCCCAACAUUCAGAACAAUGACGGUUUGACGCCAAUCGAUUUGGGUAGUCAAGCGUUGCCCAGCCACUCAAUCAAUUUGCCUUCCAACGAUAGCAAUAAAGUGUUCCUCGAGGCUGCGAAAUCUGGCGAUUUGGAUCAAGUAAAGCGACUUUGCAAUCCAAGCACGGUUAAUUGUCGCGACGUCGAAGGUAGACAUUCAACCCCCUUCACUUUGCAGCCGGUUAUAAUCGAGUUCAAAUCGUCGAAUAUCUUCUUAGUCAAGGUGCAGAGUUACGGACACUACGAUGUCGUUGUCAUUUUGGUCCAAGCGGGUGCAAAUGUCAACACAGCGGAUCUGUGGAAAUAUACUCCAGUUCACGAAGCAGCUUCCAAGGGCAAAUACGAUAUAUGCAAGCUUUUGAUGAAAAAUGGGGCUGACCCGAAUAAAAAGAACCGAGACGGACAGUCACCAUUGGACGUUGCUAAGGAUUCUGACAUAAAAGACAUCUUGCUGGGUGACGCAGCAGUGCUAGAUGCAGCGAAAUCAGGAAGUGUUGCUCGAAUACAGAAACUUCUGACGGCGGAGAACGUUAACUGCCGUGAUACGCAUGGGCGAAAUUCCACACCCCUUCACUUGGCAGCUGGCUAUAACAAUAUCGAAGUCGCGGAGAUUUUAAUCGAAUACGGUGCGGAUGUCAAUGCUGAAGACAGAGGAGGAUUGAUACCUCUUCAUAAUGCCGCUUCAUACGGACAUGUUGAAAUCGCACAAGUGCUCCUGAAGCAUGGAAGUCACGUCAAUGCGAAUGAUAGAUGGCAAUUCACGCCACUUCACGAAGCAGCGCAGAAAGGCAGGACCCAGCUAUGUGCACUUUUGCUUUCUCACGGAGCCGAUCCUUACGUCAAGAAUCAAGAAGGACAGACGACGAUAGAGGUCGCUUCACAGGAUGAUGUUCGGUGUCUUCUCAGGGAUGCAAUGUGGCAAGGUGAGCCAAAUCAAACUCCAGAAUCUCAGCGCGAAUCGACUGAAGACAAAGAUCCUCCUUCACAAACACUUGCUGCUAACUUGGAGGCGAUGAAAAAUUUCCUGGCCGGAACUGAGUUUGAAAAGUAUAUUGCCCUGUUCGAGCAGGAAGAGAUAACACUGGACGUUCUCGCGGAAAUCAGCCACGAUGAGCUCAAAAAUCUUGGUAUAAAAGCUUAUGGGCAUCGACAUCGACUCCUUAGAGCAGUUCGCAAGCAGUGCUCUGGUCCUGACAGCUCUAUUAUUCAAGCUAACCAGCCUGUCGUGACACUCCAGGACUUGGACGAAGAGAUGGCUGAGUAUCAGUCCGUGUAUGACGAAAUGCAACAAACUAUACGAGAACACAAGGAUUUCGGUGCCGCUGGCGGAAUUUAUCAAUCUUUUAAAAUUUGUUCGAUUCAAAAAGUGAAGAAUCCUCGUUUGUGGAUUCGCUACGAGCGGAGAAAAGACGAGGUGAAGGAAGAAAACUACGGCUCGGCAAAUGAACGAAUGCUUUUCCAUGGUUCGCCUUUUAUUCAAGCUAUAAUACAGAAAGGAUUCGACGAGCGGCACGCCUAUAUCGGUGGGAUGUUCGGCGCGGGUAUUUAUUUUGCAGAAAAUUCUUCCAAGUCUAACCAAUAUGUCUGGGGAAUCGGAGGUGGAACUGGAUGUCAUGAACACAGAGACAAAAGCUGCUACGUAUGCAAGAGGCAAAUGCUGCUUUGUCGCGUUACCUUGGGCAAAAGUUUUCUUCAAACAAAUGCUCAGAAGCUGGCGCAUGCUCCUCCCGGUCACCACAGUGUCGUUGGUAAGCCUUCUAUCGGCGGCCUUUGUCACCCGGAAUACGUUAUCUAUCGCGGCGAGCAAUCUUAUCCUGAGUAUCUCAUUACUUAUCUCAUUCAACCACAAGAGACCUAG
Oikopleura dioica is the source of this 3231-nucleotide messenger RNA. The record is from the annotation of a GenBank genome assembly. Lineage: Eukaryota; Metazoa; Chordata; Appendicularia; Copelata; Oikopleuridae.